Molecule: messenger RNA, 3504 nt
Organism: Magallana angulata
Lineage: Eukaryota; Metazoa; Mollusca; Bivalvia; Ostreida; Ostreidae
Product: microphthalmia-associated transcription factor-like
Exons: 8
Coding region: 34-1758 (574 amino acids)
Biological process (GO): regulation of transcription by RNA polymerase II
Cellular component (GO): nucleus
Molecular function (GO): protein dimerization activity; DNA-binding transcription factor activity, RNA polymerase II-specific; RNA polymerase II cis-regulatory region sequence-specific DNA binding
Source: RefSeq, a predicted model, not a curated record
GGGGCGUUUCCCACAUGGCGUUGCUUGACAAGCAUGGGUACUAUGGGAGACUAUGAAGACAUUGGACUAGAUCUUAGAGUUCCCAAAAUGUCCCCGGAUGAUCCGGAGCGGUGUGACAGUCGGACGGAAUCAGAGGGAGACGAACAAACGACUCAGGCAUUCCUCGUGCAAAACGGUCGAAAGAUCAAGUUAGAGAGGAGCGAGAGCGACCCAGAGUGCGAGAACCCCAGGGUGAUCGAUGACAGUCACAUCGAUGAGGUAUCGGGCGGAGGUAUCGAUAUCAAUCUCUGUUACCCAGAGGGCGAUUUUUACGCCUUGGGCGCUCAUAACGAUGGGAGUUUCGAUGAUUCUGAGGUGUCUGUGAAAUCUGACGACUCGACGACGAUAACCGGCGAUGACUCUGUGAUUGUUCUAAACAGUGGGCGGCGGCUCAGUGGGGAGGGGGAGAGGCGGAUACAGCUGAGGAGUCUGCUGGACUCCAGGGUCAAUAGAGGCGGGAAGAUAGAGAAAGUCCGAGUCAUCAAAAGCAACAACAUGACAAAACUAGACGUCUCAAAGGGAAACCUGCGAGCCAACCUCCGCCUCCAGCUGAUGCGUUUGCAGACGGAACAGGAGGAGAAAAAGAACGAGCAGACACCAUCCUACUCCCAGUCCUACCGGCCAGCUCAUACCGCUCCUCAGUCGAUCCAGAUACCGGCGGGCUCCGUUAGCUCCAGUACAGAGGUCCCUACACGAGUUCUUACAGUGAAGACUCAGCUAGAAAACCCAACACAGUUUCAUGUGACUGAGAACCAGAAGCGACAGAUUCACCUGUUCCUGCACAACUCUGGUAAGGUGACCACUGCCCAGUCUAUGCCUGCCCUCACCACACAGAUCCCCGGGGCCAACAUGGUGCCCACUACGGUCAGCGGCAGCGCCCCCGUGGACCCGGACAGCCCGCUCUCCAUGGGACUCAGCAGUGCCACUAACAGUGUCUCCGAUUUCAAUGAGGUGGAUAACCUUUUGAAUGACCUCAUCAGCUUGGAGUCAGUGGAUCCUAAUGUAGACCAGGAUCUUAAUCUGUUGGAACCCUCCCUCAACCACAUGUCCACAACACUUCCCCAUUCAAACAACAUCCUUGGUCUGUACGACACAAAUGAUGAUGCGUCGAAUGGAGCCAGCUCCUGCCCCGCCAAGUUUCAGGCGGGGGAACUGAGACUGCCAGAGUUCAUGUCCGAGGAGGAAAAGAGAAUGUGGGCAAAGGACCGACAGAAGAAAGACAACCAUAACAUGAUUGAGAGAAGAAGAAGAUUCAACAUAAACGACAGAAUCAAAGAACUUGGCACUCUCCUCCCAAAGAGCACCGACCCUGACAUGAGACAGAACAAAGGGACGAUCCUGAAGGCCUCAGUGGAGUACAUCCGCCGGCUGAAGAAGGACCAGGACCGGGUGAAGCAGAUGGAGACCCGCCAGAGACAGCUGGAGAUGAACAACAGGAAGCUGCUCCUCAGAAUGCAGCAAAUGGAGUUGGUCAUGAAAUCUCAAGGAAUGGGAACUGGUCUUGACAACGAAAUAGAACAACUGACACUCACCCAGCAACCUGCCCCCUUUCAGGCCGCCAAAUUCCAGCCUGAUCUAACUCAAACCAAUGUUUUCGUGAACCAUGCUAACAUCAUGGAUGAGUUCAUGGAUGACAGUUCUCCCGUGAACGCGGACCCUAUGCUGUCGUCUGAGCCCGUGAGUCCCAGUAACCUGGACGAUUCAUCAGACAUGUUAUGAAUGCGAACGCUCAGUUCUGUAUGAGUGUUUUCUUGUCUCUGAACACUGCAAAUCUGUGCUCAUGAACUUUCGACUGUGAUGCUGGUUAUCUAGUAAAGAUAUUGAGCACAGGAUGCCUGCAGACAAUGCCUACAGCUCCAAGUGCAAUGGCGAAAGGAAUCUGCCGAGAUUUGAUUUCGAAAUUUGGAGGACUACAGCUCUCCUUCUCUGAGAAGAAAACUUUUAUCUGAAGUGCAAUUCUUACAUUAAUACUAUGCAAUGAGCAAGUACAACAGACGUUAUGUAACACUCAAAUUUAGCAUACUUCACCCCCUGUUAUCUUAUGCCCUGCCCCCUCACUUCAUGUACCACCUUUCAGUGAUAUUCAUUUCAUUAUUUUAGAUUUUUAAAAUCCUGUCUCACAAACCAUAUGAGCCUACCACAAAUGUAUACCCCACUCAUCAACACCACAUCUUGUCAGUAGACAAGCAAUUUUAAAUUUUACCAUUGUUUAAAAUUGUGAAAAUACAACUUGUCAACAUCCCUAUAACACUGUAUAGGGGGUUAUUUUCGCAUGUGUUAUUUUCAACCUUUUACACAAAUGUAUACCCCACCCAUCAACACCACAUCUUGUCAGUAGACAAACAGUUUUAAAUUUUACCAUUGUUUAAUAUUGUGUAAAUACAACUUGUCAACAUCCCUAUAACACUGUAUACAGGGUUAUUUUCAACCUUUUACACUUUCAGACAGUUUUGUCCCAUCUGGAAUUCAACCAGACACAGUUAAAAUAGAUGCUCUUUCUAAUCAAAACAGUUAUUUUAAGAAUUAUCCCAGUCUUACAUUCCACAGCUGACAACAAAGGAGAAAGGGGCGAAAAUAAAACAGGGACGAAUACUGCCUUGUAUACAGUACAUAGUCAUGGGACUGACCAUUCUAAUAAUUAUUCUAUUUGUGAUUAAUAGAGCUGUCAUAGGAGAUAUUGUAUAGAAAUGAUACAUUGAUACCAUUAUGUAUUAUGGUCAAUGUUUUGCUCUGGUGCUAUGUACGAGUAUGUAUGAAAUGUAUUUUAACAAAUUCAAUGGAAAAUGAUUUUACCAAGACCUUUAAAUUUGAUAUGCAAGUUAAAAGAACUUUCAUUAUGACAGUGAUCAUAUUGAUGUUACAUUUAUAAGAAAAUUAGUAUGAAUUUUUUAUGUUUUGUUUAUAUUGAAUGUGCAAUAUUUAUUUUAAAAGUAAAAACAAUACUUUCAGAAAUUAUUUUCACAAGUUUAAGUUUUAUGGUUUUUGCAUUUUUUUAAUGAUAAAACAUGAAAAGUGUUUUUAUUGUUUGGUAGAAUGAGAUUUGUUUAAUUUUAAUUUGUUGUCUUUAGGAACAGUUUUAUUCAUUAGUCACCAAAAUGGUGUCUACUUGUAUAUCAUUGAAAUAAGUUGUUGAAUGAAAUGGUUGUUAUAAAUAUAUACUGUGAAAAUGCCAGUUACUGAGAGAAUUAUUAUGUGUUUUGUCUCAUACUCACACCUUGUAAAUACUAAUGUGUUCUGUCUAUUUAGAACACAAUGUCAUUUGUUUCUUAUAAAAUUAUCUUGUAUAUAACUUGUCAAAUUGGAACAUUUUGAGAGUUUACUCAGUGCUUUUUAUGAAGUUUUCUUUGGAACUAUGACUUGUUUAAAUAAGUUUGCAGUUUUUAAUAUAUCAUCGUCAUAUGUUAUUAUGAUAAAAGAAAAAAUAUAUUUUAUCUUGCAAAAAUAAAAAGUAAGAUGAAUGGAUGA